This is a messenger RNA of Trichoderma aggressivum f. europaeum, 4854 nucleotides long. RefSeq lists its product as uncharacterized. The record is from RefSeq and is a predicted model, not a curated record. The transcript has 4 exons. Lineage: Eukaryota; Fungi; Ascomycota; Sordariomycetes; Hypocreales; Hypocreaceae. Gene Ontology annotation, molecular function: hydrolase activity, acting on ester bonds; protein binding. The coding region runs from base 1 to 4854 and encodes 1617 amino acids.
AUGGAGAACGAUUCAACUACCAGUGCGCUGGCAUUGAAGUCUACAGCUACUGAGCUAAACCCAACGCUCCAAUCGAAAGCCAACUUGGAGCCAACAGCAAAGUCUACUUCGCGUGGCCAAAGCUUAUCCGAUCAAACCCUCGCUAACCAUGAUACAACCGCGCCCAAACACCCUCCAGCAGACACAGACCAAGCCCGCGGAUCAUCCCUUGGCUCGUUCCGUGCCCAUCUCUUCGCCAAGUUUGGACGCAGACAUGAGCGCCCAGUCAGCAUUUCCAGGCCCAAAGGACCAAUGGGGCUAAACACGUUGUAUGAUCCCGGAGAGAUUGCUCUGGUAGAUGUCAUCUUCGUCCAUGGACUGGGAGGGGAUUCCAAGAAGACUUGGUCAGGAUCCCGUGAUGCUGAGAGUUACUGGCCACGGGAUUGGCUCCCCAAUGAUCCAAGCUUCAAGACGGCACGCAUUCAUUCGUUUGGCUAUGAUGCAAAUUGGCGAGACCGAAAUCUGAGCAUUCUAUCUAUUCAUGAUUUUGGCCAGGAUUUGUUGGGAGAGAUGAAGAAUCACCCUUCGAUAAGGCGAAGCAAGACCAACUUCAUUCUCAUAGGACACAGUAUGGGCGGAAACAUCGCCAAGGCAGCGUAUGUUCUAGCUAAGCAAGGCCACGACGAGAUUGCCUCGCGGUUUCAUUCCAUCAUUUUCCUAGGCACUCCUCAUCGCGGAUCCAAUCUGGCCAAGGUCGCCAGAAACAUUCUCCAGGUCAUGGGUGUUUCGAAACCCUAUCUUGACGAUCUCUCCGCAAACUCGGCGUAUUUGACUGAGCUCAAUUCGCUAUUUCAACCUUAUGCUGAAGAUCUACAUAUAUGGUCUUUCUUUGAGACUCGUCCAGUAACUGAGCGCCCUGCGAUCGUGUUGGUGGAUAAAUUCUCCGCUACGCUUGGAUACAGCCAUGAAGAAGUACUUCCUCUGGACGCUGACCACCGCCACAUAUGUAAAUUCGGUGCCAUAGAAGAUCCAAACUAUAGAAAAGUGCGAAAUGCCCUAAGUAGAGCUGUGGAUAUGAUCCAGCUAAAAGACGAGCCUUAUUCCGUUACAGCAUCAAGAGCUAGGCUCGAACAAUAUUUGAACACCGACGAUUCUUACCAAGACGAUUUAUUUAACUGCCAAAACGCGAAAUUGCCAGGAUCAUGUGUCUGGUUUACGGAGCAUAUCGUCUUUGCGGAAUGGCUGGAUUUCCACAAGCAGCCCGAGAUAUCAGCAACACCUCCAAUCCUAUGGCUGACAGGGCCUCCAGGGGCUGGAAAAUCAAUCAUAUUCGGCCAUGUGGUUGAUUUUACAAGAGCCAAAGAUGCCUGUUGCGAGUACUACUUCUUUCGCAAGGGACAGGCAAACAGCAAUGGGCUGGGACCCUUCUUGCUUCAUAUGGCCUACCAGAUGGCAUUGAAUGAUACAGCAGUGAGGCGGCGAAUAUUCAAGCUACAAGAUAACUCUAUUUCCUGGCAAUUACAUGAUGAAAAAUCUAUAUGGCGGAAGCUGUUUGUCGAUGGUAUCUUCCAAAUUCGGUUCAAGUCACCUCAUUAUUGGCUGAUUGAUGGUCUGGAUGAAUGCGCAACUGUCUCGGCCUUUUUCAAACUAGCAUCACAGAUCCCCGAUGCUAUUCGAAUCUUUGUUACUAGCAGGAAUACUCCAGAGAUUGAACGCGGCAUUAGUUCUAUAGGCUCCCGUGCUGUUCCUUACCAUCUCUCCAUAACUGACACAGCUGCGGAUAUACAAGCAGUUAUCCACACAGGCUUAAAAUUACUAUCUCUCCAUGAUAUCACCCGACUUGAGCCAAAACUUGUUGAAAAGGCGUCAGGUUCCUUCCUGUGGAUUCGUCUAGUGUUACAAGAACUCGAAACUGCCUUUACUGACGAAGACGUCGAAGAAAUUAUAAACGACAUCCCCUACGAUUUAUAUCAAAUGUAUGAAAGAAUCCUUCACACUAUCCAAAACGAACGACGAAGGGCUAAAGUCGCAAAGAGCAUCUUAUUCUUCGUCGUCCUAGCAGUCAGGCCAAUGACGUUGGAUGAACUGUGCCACGCGAUGCAGUACGAGCUCGGUCAGAACUUACACAAGAUGGACCAGGUCAUUAUGCGCGCGUGUAGCCAGUUUGUCACCAUCAAUCACAGGAAUAGAGUUCAGAUUGUACACGAGACAGCGAGAGACUUUUUCCUCAGCGAAGGUCUCGACUCUCCAUUAGCCAUUCCACGCUGCCAAGGCCAUAGUCGCUUUGCCGGUCUAUGUAUCUCAUAUCUGGAAGCUCAAUUCCAGCAUCCGUCUGGAACUUCAGAGCUGGGGGUCAACAGUGCACACCAAAAUGCAACCGCAUUCUUUCUCAAAUAUGCAGCGACAUCAUUUUCGCAACAUCUACUCGAGGCGGAUAACAAUAGCCCCAAGCUCUUCAAGUCAGUCGUUGGCUUUCUCAAUACUAAAACCCUGUUUUGGAUAGAGUACCUUGCUUCGGAAUCUCUCGUUACAGUUAUUCCAAGGACCUCCAUAGAUCUAGCACACUACAUCAACGAAGAAAUGCAUGAUUUAAUACCAGACAGAUUCCGAGCACUCAAAUCCUGGAUAAUCGAUCUAUCUCGGGUGGUAUUUACCUUUCGUGAUCAGCUACUUCUCGACCCUUCUAUCAUCCACGAUCUCAUCCCCCAGCUAUGUCCCACAUCCUCGGUGAUUUCUCAAAGCGCGCUUCUUCCCCCGUCGACUAUAUCUGUUUCUGGGACACGGGAUCCGACUUGGGACGACCGUCUUCUACGAAUUCCAACAGACCAAGAGGUCCAUUCUGUUGGCUAUGGAGAGGCACACUUCGCCAUUGGUCUGCACGAUGGCGAGAUUGCCGUAUACGACUCUGCUUCCAUGCAACUUCAUGUUAGCCUCGUACACCCAGAUUCCAGAGCAUCGCAGUUGGAAUUUAGCAAUCAAGAUAUACAUCUUGUUUCAUUAGGACGGUGGACGGUGUCGAUUUGGGAUGUUAAGACUGGCUCUGAACUUCACCGCAUAGCGUGUUCUUCGCCCCAGAGAAUUCAUCUUGAAAGUGACGACCUGCAUAUCGUUCUAGAGGAUGGCAGCGUGAUUUCAAGGAACUUUUCGACCUCCGAAUCAAGAUCUCGCAAGUGGUUACCGUCCUCCACAGCCUCCAAACCUUGGCCAUGGGAAGAAUAUAGGCUUCAACAUGUUGCCUUCUCCCAGUCUUCUCCUAAUAUUCUGGCUGCGUCAUUUCAUACCAAAGACGUCUACUUGUUCGAUAUCGAUGGCUCUGAUUUGCUUGGAACAUGCUGUGCGCAUGAAGACAGCAUUAUCAGGGCCAUGGAAUUCAACCCCCGGCACGAUAUUCUCGCCAUUUCACAUGUUAACGGGUCUUUGACAGCAUUUGACACUCGGACAAUGUCAAGAAUCCUGAUGCUGCCGCACGUGUCAGCGCAUGUCCUCAAUUGGUCCGCGAAUGGCAGACAUUUGAUCGUGGGAACACAAAGCGCUGCAGCCCAUAAGCACACUAUAGAAGUAUACGAGCUCGGCCUAGAUAUCGAUUCGAUUAACCUCAGUGUUAUAUAUCGCACCAAUUAUCCCCACAAAGUCAUAUCCAGGAUUUCUACAGCCAAGGAUGGACUCCGAUUUGCCAGUAUACAUCUCACUGAAUGUCAUAUUUGGGAUGUUUCUCGGUCUCUUUAUAAAUUCGUCAAUUCUCGGCCAGUCAAUAAGUAUAACAAUACCUCGUUGCUUGAUUCACAGCAGCCAUCCACACCAGAGACGCGAGGCGAGAUCUCAGCUAUGGUUUUAUCCCAGGAUGGGACCACCGCUAUAUGUGGGAAUGAGCAUGGAGAAAUAUGGACAUUCUCAACCGUUGACGGCUCUGUGAUUAGUAUCAUUCAUCGAGCUCCAGUCCCAAGAGUGAUAAGCAGAAUUACAGUCGCUGAGCGAGAGAGUGAAGACUUGGUAAUCAAGUGCAACUGGCGUGGCCUUGUAACGAUCUUAGAGUCAAGCCGCUCGCCAAGCCGGUGGACGAAGGCUACCGUGGUAGCCCAUUAUGACCUUGACCGUCAUAUGAUUGAGCAGUUGCUCGUCAGCCCUGCUCAAGACCGCCUACUCAUCAUGACAACGAUGAAUUCCACGAUGCUAGAACUGCCUUCCGGAAAGUUGAUCACCUAUAGGGACGUACCAAAAUACAAGACCAAAAUACGGGCCGCGCAUAAUUGCCCGUCGGAUUCCUCUCGGUUUAUAGUUUUCGAAGAUGAUUCUGUCCACCUACUCCAUUGGGACGAUGUCGAGUCGGAUAAAAGCCAACAACUGGAGAUUCUACGACAAGGAGAUGCUACCUCUUCGCAGCCAACAAAUACUCUUCAUUUCCAAGGCAACGGCAUUUACGUAGAGAACCUGGUAUUUCCUCUAGAGGGAAAUAAAAUAAGUUGCUGGAACUCGUCCCAAUUCGCCACUUCCGACGAUCCUGUCACCAUCACACCGUAUCCUGGUUUACAGCGUCUAACGAACGUCCUUAAAGAUAUCCUCUUCGUCUUCCAGACGACGCUGAUCUUUGUGGAUUACAACUCUUGGGUUUGUACUCUGGAUCUAAAGACUUUUCCAUCUACUUGCGUUGCGAAGCGCCAUUUUUUCCUCCUGCCUGAAUGGACAGAGACAUAUGGGCGUCCCAUGGCGGCCUUGACGCCUAAUCAAGAGUUGGUAUUUGUUAAUUUGCACCGUAUUGUUGUGGUUAAGAAUUGGUUCGCGUCGGUGCAGACGCUUAUUCUUGAACCUGAUUCUGGUGACUGGCAAGUGAUUUCGAGGAGGAUGAAAGUUGGAUCCGCGGUUUUAGGCAAAGGUUAG